Metarhizium robertsii ARSEF 23 is the source of this 3999-nucleotide messenger RNA. Its product is annotated as natch and ankyrin domain protein. Bases 1 to 3999 code for a protein of 1332 amino acids. Gene Ontology annotation, molecular function: protein binding; catalytic activity. NCBI's taxonomy places the organism in Eukaryota, Fungi, Ascomycota, Sordariomycetes, Hypocreales, Clavicipitaceae. Gene Ontology annotation, biological process: nucleoside metabolic process. The record is from RefSeq and is a predicted model, not a curated record. The transcript has a single exon.
AUGGCGUCCCGUGACGACUACUCAGUCGGGUGGGUUUGCGCACUGCCCAUAGAGGUAGCGGCAGCCAAAGCGACCCUUGAUCGCAUUCACGGCAACCUUCCUCCAGGUCCGGACUCAGACGACAACAAUAACUACAUUCUAGGGAGUCUCCAAGGCCAUAAUGUCGUACUCGCGUAUCCGAAUUUCGGCGUGUAUGGUAAAACGUCUGUGGCGAGCGUGGCCACGCAGUUGCACGCGAACUUCAAAUCUAUCCGAUUCAAUCUAAUGGUUGGCAUUGCGGGAGGAGUGCCAGACACGAAAGGGGAUAUUCGUCUUGGCGACAUCGUUGUAAGCAAAUCGACAGCUGGCUGGCCGGGUGUCGUCCAAUACGACCUGAAUGCGGAGCGAGCUGAAGAUCAGUUUAUUCGCGGCAGAGCGUUAGAUCAGCCAACUCGGUUACUUCUCACAGCUACGGGCAAGGCCGAGACAGCCGCCAUUUUCGAUGAAAGCCAGAUACCCCAGUACAUCUCCGAGAUCGUGCGGAAAGACCCCAUCACCUUUGCCCAUCCAGGCCCAGAGCACGACGUCCUCUUUGAGGCAAAUUAUGAUCACACAACCAUCGAGUCUGAAGAGAACGGAUGUAAUCAUUGCAACCCGGAUAGGAUCCAGCCCCGGCGGCCACGGGAAACACAGGAUCCUAUAGUUCAUUAUGGCCUGAUUGCCUCCGGCCAUCAUUUGAUGCGCCACGGAGCGGCUCGGGACAAGUUGGCGCAUAGGAAAGGCGUUCUCUGUUUGGAGACGGAGGCGGCUGGCCUGAAGGAUGCCGCUCAGUACUUGGUCAUUCGAGGAAUCUGCGACUAUGCAGACUCCCACAGUUCCAGGCUCUGGCACGCCUAUGCCGCAGUAGCUGCUGCAGCAUAUGCCAAAGAGGUCCUUUCGUUCAUUCCCAGGGUUCCCAAAACGACACCUCUGGCAACAAACACAUAUGCCGAGGCGGCGCCGGUCCUCGACGCUUUGCUCUUGACCAGACCCGAAGUUGACCGAAAAUCCCUUAUUGCAUUAAAAGGGCGCAGAGUUGACGGCACCUGCGAAUGGCUCAUACAACACCCCAGCUAUCGAGAGUGGCUGGCAGACGCCAGUCCACCACUCCUCUGGAUCUCCGGUGGCCCUGGAAAAGGGAAAACUAUGCUGGCAAUUUAUAUAACAGCGGUGCUACAGCCAGUGGUUGACGCCGCCGAAAAUGUUCUUCUUUACUACUUCUGUAGUAACCGUGAUAAGAACCGGAAUACGGGAUUAACCAUAAUGAGAGGCAUCAUACAUCAAUGGAUCGGCCUCCAUCCACACAUGGCACAAUAUAUCAAGAACUCCUUUGAGGGAACGGAAACAACCAAAUAUACCGUUUCCAGUUUUGUCUCCUUGUGGAGGGUUUUCCUAACCCUGCUUCGGCAGAGUGGGUCUUCCCAGGUAGUCUGUGUGCUGGACGGUCUGGAUGAAUGCGAAAAGGAAUCGCUCAGCCAGCUUCUCGAUGCCGUUGGGAAUUAUUUGUCAAACUCUCCGGAAAAGUCAAGGCCACGACUAAAGCUAAUUCUUCUCUCCCGACCCCAGCCAGCUAUUUUGGAGAGCAAACUCGGCCAAUAUCAGCAGAUCAAGUUGGACGACUCCGAUACGGAGAUUUCGCAUGAUGUCAAAAGAUACAUCUUCGCCAAAGUUGCCGAACUGGCAUCCGAGCAAAAUCUUUCAGAAGAAAUGGUUGCACAAGUUCAUCGAGCCUUGUUGGCUGGCGCUGAUGGUACCUUUUUGUGGGUUGGAUUCGUUGCCAAUGAGCUUCAAGGCAAGAGCUGGGGCGAAAUCAAUAAAAUUCUCCGUCGUGUUCCUAAAGGCCUUGGUGGGGUCUAUCAGCGGCUGCUUCAGCAAAUCGACGACAAGGACGGGCUGGUCCCCAUUCUUCAAUGGAUUGUUCUCGCUGCCCGGCCCCUCACAGUGGACGAAUUGACCGUGGCCACAGGGAUCAAGACAUCUGGUACAUUUCCGGAAACUGAGGUGAUCAAGAAUCGGCUCAGCUUCUGUGGACUACUCGUGAAAAUCGAAGGAGGUGUAGUCAACCUGGUCCACGAGUCGGCGAAGGAGUUCUUUCAGAGCGAUCAAGUCAACAUCAAAGGGAUCAGCAUGUUCCGCAUGAGCCGGCACACCCACAGGACUCUUAUGCGGACCUGCCUAGAACAUGUCGAACGUGGUUACAGAACUCCAGAAAGGAUUGACGAGAAGUCUGGCCGCGAUUUUCUCUUGCCUUAUGCCAGUCAAUAUUGGCCAGUGCAUUUCCAUCACGCCAUUGAUGUGAUUGAUGCACCGUCGGAGUUCUCACGUCCGUUCUUUCAAGUCGAUUCUCGAAUCCGGGACGAAUGGUGGAAAUUCUAUUGGGAGCAGGAGAAGAACGGUGGAAACCCGCCCUCGUUCACGCUCUUGCAUCUCGCUGCGUACCUUGGUAAUGUAGCCUGGGCCAAGAUGUUGAUCAGCGGGCAUGCCCGCCUCAUUUCGCAAAAAGACAACUACGGCCGGGCGCCGCUUUCCUGGGCCGUCAACAGAGGCCACCGAGACAUGGUAGAAUUGCUGAUUCACCGUGGUGCUCGGGUCAAUGCGAAAGAUCGAAGCAAGUUAACGGCACUCCAUAUCGCGGUCACUGGACAGCACAAGGACAUCGUGUGUGUGCUGCUCGACCAAGGUGCCCGUCUCGAGAGUAAGACUGAGCAUGGCGACACAGCACUGAUUCGAGCCAUUCAGGCGAAUUCGAAGGAAAUCAUCCAGAUAUUGCUUAAACGCGGGGCACGCGUGAACGAAUUGCCAACUCCUCCAGGAGUUGUUUCCCUGAGAGGACCUACGGACCCAUUGGAAGAGCGGGUGAAAGAGCUAUUGGGUCUUCAGGAACAGAUUUUCCUGGCACGGUACAAGCAGGCGUCGCGAAAGGUCGACAUGGUCAUGAAGACCCUGAGCCUGUCCUUCCGCUUUCCCAUCAUUCUUCAAUUGAUGACACUAUAUUUGAAAUUUGUGGCAUUCGACCGGUGGGAGCAUAUGUCUGUACUGCAGGAGCUCGUUAAGGAGAACAGAACGGAUGAACUGCGACAAUGGGCCGAAGCAUAUCGCGAGUUCUUCGUCCAGCUGGUUGUUGCGAGGAACCGUAGAAGGCUGACGGCCAUGACCGACUUGCCGACGCAGGUGUUUCGGGCGGUCGCUCCUGGAGAUCUUCAGGCGCUGCUGGUAAUCGCGGUACUCGUUGGCUCGGAAACUAAACUCGCGGCCGUUCGACAUGGAUGGAGAGAAGGAGAUACCAUCACAGCCAGGGCAUUUUCACAUUGGACCGCCAUCGCCUACAACAGAGACGCAGAGGAGUUCUUGCACUACGGCGUUCGCGAAUUCUUGAAUGAUUUCGAUGCCUGCAUCCGAAGUGGCAACCGGGAAGAGAACGUAGCUCGGACUGUGGUACUCUUGACAUCGCACUUCGCCAUGCUCGAGAACAAGGAACCACGGCCGAUCGAGUAUUUCUCCAGGGUAAUCGCAGAAUUCUACGAAGGAUACAUUGGCGGCAGCCACGAGGUUGAAUUGUUCAGUGAUGCAAAUCAGGCAUGCGCCAAUGAGCUGAUCGUCAUCAGCAAAAACCACGACUCCCCCAGAUUGCUUCUCUUCCUGACUAGUAUUCUCCAAUUUGCUCAGCGUUCUCAAGAUAAGGGACGGGACCGCUUUCUCAACAUACCCUCCGCAUCAUGCUUGAUUCUCUGUCAGGAGAAUGCCAUCGCCCACCGAUGGCUGAUUGGCGAGGCAAUCCCAGAGGCAAUGAGUGCCUUGAUAUCAAAGCAACCGCCAGGAUUGCUCCGGAAGCUAACGUGCAAAGCCCUUGUGGAAUGCCUGAUCAUUGGAAAGCAAUAUGGCUUGGCGCUGCCUGCGGUGGCACUGACGCAAAGGGUGAAACAGCAUCUGCACUCAUUGCCAGGAGUCGAAAAUAUGAUAAAUUGGAUCGUUGGUUUAUGA